CAAUUCGUCCCGCGAGGCCGAUACCGACAUAGAGCGGUUAGACACCCUUCAAACCCCAUUACAUCUUAUUCUGUCAUUAGGUUUACGCACUGCCCCGAUUUGGCAACGGAGAGAGUGACAAUGGAGAGGGAGCUGGCCACGCUAGGCAAGGGCGCGCAAUGCUGCAGCUGGAACUACUGUGGGCAGCGCUUUGCUGUGGGAUACGACGAUGGCUCCGUCGCCGUCCACGAUUCGGACUCCUCCUUUUCCCGCUCAUCGAAGUUUAAGGUGCAUGCAGAUGGCAUUAUGAAUAUUGUCUGGAUUCCUCCGGAAUUUGGUGAUGCUAUUGCUUGUAUUUGCAUUGAUGGAACACUGUCCUUGUGGGAGGAAGUUGGAGAAGAUGCCCAUUCUGUUUCAUGGAAGCAAUGCAAAGUCUUUGAAAGCAGUACUUCUAGAGUUCUUGAUGUACAAUUUGGACUUCCAACUAGAUACUUAAAAAUGGUUGCUGCUUAUUCGGACGGUCUUGUGAAGGUCUAUGAGCUUUUGGACUUAUUGGAGUUGAACAAGUGGCAAUUGCAGGCUGAAUUCCAGAAUGUUGUUGAUUCUGUUUCCAUAUUCGGGAAGCCAACAUGUAUAACUGCAUCUGUUGCAUGGAGUCCUCGAAGAGGUGAAAGCCAGCAAUCAAGAUUUGCUUUGGGAUUUAACUCAGAUCUCUCUCAAUUCAAUUCCUGCAAGAUUUGGGAAUUUGAAGAGGCCCAUCAAAGAUGGGUACCAGCCGCAGAAUUAGCUUUUCCUGCCGACACAGAUGAUAGAGUGCAUGCUUUAGCUUGGGCGCCCAAUAUAGGCAGGCCUUUUGAAGUUAUAGCUGUUGCAUCUUGCAAGGGAAUUGCUAUAUGGCAUGUAUGGUUGAACUCUGGGACUGAUGGAAGACUUUCAACUGAAAAGGUCGUUCUACUAUCUGGUCAUGAUAAUGAGACAUGGCAACUGGAGUGGGAUGUCAGUGGCAUGACAUUGGCAUCAACAGGGGGGGAUGGCUUGGUUAGGCUGUGGCAGUCUAACCUAAAUGGGGUCUGGCAGGAGCAGGCUUCUCUUGAUUGCAGUGGAGGACAACAAUGACAGGGGAUGUAAUUCUUCUCCCCCACAUUUUAACAACUUUGCAGUCUUUGUAUGCUAUGUAAGCUCAUAAAUG
Messenger RNA from Dendrobium catenatum, 1168 nucleotides. Its product is annotated as protein SEH1. Gene Ontology annotation, biological process: cellular response to amino acid starvation; positive regulation of TORC1 signaling. Gene Ontology annotation, molecular function: protein binding; structural molecule activity. Gene Ontology annotation, cellular component: Seh1-associated complex; nuclear pore outer ring. The coding region runs from base 121 to 1095 and encodes 324 amino acids. The transcript is spliced from 8 exons. The record is from RefSeq and is a predicted model, not a curated record. Lineage: Eukaryota; Viridiplantae; Streptophyta; Magnoliopsida; Asparagales; Orchidaceae.